Sarcophilus harrisii (Tasmanian devil) is the source of this 3900-nucleotide messenger RNA. It is a transcript of the gene LOX, whose product is annotated as lysyl oxidase. The coding region runs from base 406 to 1743 and encodes 445 amino acids. The transcript has 8 exons. Gene Ontology annotation, biological process: peptidyl-lysine oxidation. The record is from RefSeq and is a predicted model, not a curated record. NCBI's taxonomy places the organism in Eukaryota, Metazoa, Chordata, Mammalia, Dasyuromorphia, Dasyuridae. Gene Ontology annotation, molecular function: protein-lysine 6-oxidase activity; copper ion binding.
GCAUACUUUGGCACAGUCGCCUGGUCUGGCUGCUUGAGUGUGUCUGAAUCCACUGAAAUUCCUGCAUGUUCGCCCAAGAUUAAGAUGUGGGUCGCGUGUGUCUCUCGCUGGAUGUAAAAAGCAGGACGACGACGAUGAGAGGCUGCCCUCUCGCUAUUGCUUCUGCUCUUCUCCCCAUCAUUCUUCUAUAAACACUGGGAAAGGGGGGGAACGGGUAAGACGCCACAUUCGCGUUUUCUUUUAUUUUUUCAAUCUACACUUAAUCUUUGCCGCUCCUAGGUAACUAUUGAAAUACUUCGGUAGACGGUUUUUCCUUCCCCACAAGUGAUUUUUUCCUCCUCUAUAUUUUUAUUUUUUUUUUAAACUACGCUUUUCGUGUCUGUGAGGAUUAAAGGAGAGAGAAAGAUGCAUUUCCCUUCACCCGCAGUUAUUCUUCUUCGGUUGCAUCUGUGCGUACACUUGGGCUACAUUUUGCAAGUGGCUAGCCAGCAGCCCCGACAGGACCCUCCUCCUCCAGCAGUAUGGAGGCAAAAGAUUCAGUGGGAGAACAACGGGCAGGUGUUCAGUCUUCUGAGUCUGGGCUCUGAGUACCAGCCUCCGCGCCGAAGGGCUCCAGCCGCUAGUUCCUCCGCAGUCUCCUCAGUGUCUUCCUCGCUUCCCCAGACGCCAGUCUUGCUGCUCAGAAAUAAUAAUACUUCACAGCGCUCUCGUCCGCUGCCGUCUGUGGGAGCCCCGGUCCACAACAGCAUGAACAGCAGGCGUCAGCCUGCGGCGCGGCACUGGUUCCAGGCUGGUUAUCAGCCGUCUGGGCAACGGCACCAGGCCGGACCAUCGGCUUCCACCCUCCCUGUUGUCACCUCCACCACCAGCAGCCCUGGGGGCCGUGCUCGGGGCUCCAGUCCUGCCUCCCAGGACCGCAACCGGACCCCUGCGACUAGUCGCCCCACUCUAAGCAAUCUCAGAGCUCCUAGCCGAGUGGAUGGUAUGGUGGGCGAUGACCCCUACAACCCCUACAAGUACUCAGACGACAACCCCUAUUACAAUUACUAUGACACUUACGAAAGACCACGUCCAGGAAGUAGGCACAGACCUGGCUAUGGGACUGGUUACUUCCAGUAUGGUCUCCCAGACCUGGUGCCAGAUCCCUACUACAUUCAGGCGUCCACGUACGUGCAGAGGAUGUCCAUGUACAACUUGAGAUGUGCUGCGGAGGAAAACUGUCUUGCCAGUUCAGCUUACAGGUCCGAUGUCAGAGAUUAUGAUAACCGAGUGCUGCUAAGAUUUCCCCAACGAGUGAAAAAUCAGGGGACAUCAGAUUUUUUACCAAGCAGACCAAGAUAUUCAUGGGAGUGGCACAGCUGUCAUCAACAUUACCACAGUAUGGAUGAAUUCAGCCACUAUGACUUACUUGAUGCCAGUACCCAGAGGAGAGUGGCUGAAGGCCAUAAAGCAAGUUUUUGCCUUGAGGAUACUUCUUGUGAUUAUGGAUACUAUAGACGAUAUGCCUGUACAGCACACACACAAGGACUGAGCCCUGGGUGCUACGAUACCUACAAUGCAGAUAUAGAUUGUCAGUGGAUUGAUAUUACAGAUGUAAAACCCGGAAACUACAUUCUGAAGGUCAGUGUGAAUCCCAGCUAUUUAGUGCCUGAGUCUGAUUACUCAAACAAUGUAGUACGCUGUGACAUCCGAUACACAGGACAUCAUGCAUAUGCCUCUGGUUGUACAAUUUCACCGUACUAAGAGACAAAACAAAAAGUAAAAUAAAAAAAAAAAUGGAUGAACCAGUGCCUGAUGUUUUGAACUGAAAAAAAGAAAAGCAACCUAGAUUAACUUCAGUAGGAUGUAAAUGGGGAAGAGCACAGAAAAUACAAAAGGAAUUAUUAUUUGGACUGCUUAAUAACAAAACAUAACUGGAUUUUAAGAUUGGGAUAAUUUCAUUUAUACUUGUAAUAUAGUUGUGGUGAAUUAUGUAAAGUGUUUCAAAUUCCACAGUUAAGAUUAUUUGCUAUUUCAAAGAAACUUGCCUUGUAUUGCCCUGGGAAUUUGCAGUACAAGCCAGCAAAAUAUUUGUUUCAUUGAACUAUUAGUGAAUGAGCUGAAACUGUUUUGUGCAAAAAAAAUUUUACUGUGCUAAAUUACAACAAAAUAUAAUAGUGACCAAUUUGUAAAUCCUAGCAAAAAUUAAUUUGAAAAUGUUAAUCCUAUCAUUACUCCUACAAAUAAAUAUGGAAAUAUUGGUGCUGAGGAAAGAACACACAUUAUUGAUUUCAAGAAAUAUUAAUAUAUAGCAGAGAAAUGUCAGUAUAUGUAUUAAGAUAGUUACAUUCCUAUAUAAAAUUUUGUUUACAUUUUUAACAGUAGUAGAUAAACCCUUUUCUUUCUUCCAAAUACAUAGCUCAAUUCUGACACAAAUCAGGUUUAGUUUUCAAAUGAAUUAAGAAAUUGAACCACACAAUCCAAAUCUAAUUAUUUUUUAUGAUGCCUUGUUUGUCUCUUUGAUCUUGUCUAUGGCUAGAGAUUAUUCAAAAUUACAUUCUUAAAAUGACAAGUCAGGGGACAAUGUGAAUAGGUUACCAUCCAAGUAAGAUACAAUUCUUGUAAUAUGGGUAAUUUUCAAGCUAAAAAAAGUUUAAAUAAUAUAUUACCAACACUUACCAUCUUCUCAGGUCACAACAAAAAAGUAGAUAGCCCAAAGCAUUACUGCAUAUUGAAAAUCUUUUUUUAUAUGAAUGGAAGACACAUUUUUUUGUCCCCAGUAUAUUUUUUUUAUCUUUCAUACUUGAUAUUUUUUACACAUAAGAAUCACUAGCACAUUUUAUUGUUGAACAGAUUAUUCAUAUCAAUAACAUCACGGAUCCAUUGAAAUAUAUAAAACUACAAUUAAACCAUUUUAAGUAUUAUUCAGGAUAUAUGACUUUAUUAUGUCUAUGUAAUAAUGGAUAACCAAAUUAAGUCAAUAAGGAGCUAAUCAUUAAUUUUUUUUCCUGAAAAGUUUAGCCCAAAUUAGUAUAUGGCAUUAAUUAUUAGCAUAAGAAACCGGACAAAGGAGAAGGAUAUUUUCUGUAAAGUGACAGGCUGUACUGUAUAAUAAGACAGCUGUGAUAUUACUUUUAAACUGUGAAAUAAUUUGUCACAAUAGAAUUUGGAUAGCUUCUGUUUUUCUUGAAAAGCUGAAGAUGCAGUUUAAGUUGUCUACACUUGAAAUAAAACUAUUUUAAAGUUAGUGGUGCUUAAGCAGAAAUUAUCAUAAAUUAAACGACAUUUUAAAAAAAUCUAAAUUCCAACAUGCUUUUAAAUAAUUCCACAAAAUGUCACAUAGAAAAGUGAACUGACAUCUACAUGGCUUAUAAAACCAAAAGGCAUAAUUAUUGAUAUUUACUAAGCAUCUGUUGUGUAUAUAGUUCUAUAAAAGGUCUAUCAUAGGUGAAAACAUAGUUUACAAUAUCUUGUCCUCCAAAUGCAAAUAUUUACCAAUAUUUAGUAGUAUAUAUAUUGUGACACUGAAAUAGUCACAAGCUUUUAAAGAAUCUGUAUCUGGGCUAUGGAAUUAUUUCUUUAAUUGUGAUCUUUUCUAGUAGAAAUGAUCUUAAAACAUUAAUUUUUGAACUACUGUCAGUAUUAUUAUUGAGCCAGACUGGCAUUUAAAGAUACAUAUCUUUAUGUUAAGAGCUUAUUGAUUUAGAGCUGAAAGGAAUCUGUGAGAAUCUAGUUAAUUUCAAUGCAAUAAAUGAACCAUUCUCAUAUAAUUUUAUAGAUAAGGAAAUUGGGACCCAAGAGAUUAGGUGAUUUGUCCAAAGUGAAGAUUUGAAGUAAAGGCCUUUUCUCCAAACACCUCUGCUUCUUCACAUACCUGUCAUUUAAAAACUUUGUUAGUUUUUAGAUACAUAAAAGUCAUAA